Arabidopsis lyrata subsp. lyrata is the source of this 1685-nucleotide messenger RNA. RefSeq names its product cytochrome P450 71B28. The transcript is spliced from 2 exons. Gene Ontology annotation, molecular function: heme binding; monooxygenase activity; oxidoreductase activity, acting on paired donors, with incorporation or reduction of molecular oxygen. The record is from RefSeq and is a predicted model, not a curated record. Bases 91 to 1566 code for a protein of 491 amino acids. NCBI's taxonomy places the organism in Eukaryota, Viridiplantae, Streptophyta, Magnoliopsida, Brassicales, Brassicaceae.
GACAGUGACUUAUGAGUUAUAUAAUAAUAAUAAUAAAUAAAUACAAAACCCAGAGAAGACGGAAUAAACAAAAAAACAGGGCCAGGAAAAAUGUCAAUCUUCCUCUGUUUCCUCUUCCUCAUACCUCUUAUCUUUAUCUUCUUGAAAAGUAUCAAACCUUCGAAAUGGAAGCUUCCUCCGGGCCCAAAGAAGCUUCCGAUCAUCGGAAACUUACACCAACGCCGAGAAUUACACCCCAGGAAUCGUCGGGAUCUUUCCGAAAAGUACGGACCAAUCGUGUUUCUACGAUACGGAUUCGUCCCCGUGGUCGUGAUCUCGUCAAAAGAAGCAGCAGAGGAAGUUCUCAAGAUCCACGAUCUUGAGUGUUGUAGCCGACCAGAGACGGCCGGGACCAGAGCAAUCUCUUACAACUUCAAAGACAUCGGAUUCGCACCGUACGGUGAAGAGUGGAGAGCGAUGCGGAAGCUCUCGGUGGUUGAGCUCUUCAGCUCCAAAAAGCUUCAAUAUUUCAGGUAUAUUAGAGAGGAAGAGAACGACUUGUGUGUCAAGAAACUCUCUGAUUUAGCUUCGAGACGAUCUCCGGUGAAUCUUGAGAAAACCCUUUUCACUUUAGUCGGUAGUAUAGUGUGUAGGAUAGGUUUCGGGUUAAAUCCCCGUGAGUGUGAGUUCGUUGAUGAAGAUAGCAUCGCGGAUCUUGUGCACAAGUCUGAAGUGGUCAUAAGGAAUUCUAUGUUUUCUGAUUUCUUUCCCGGAAGAAUCGGUUGGCUCAUCGAGUGGAUCUUCAGUGAGAACAAAAGAUUGAAUAGUCUUUACUCGGAAGUAGACACUUUCUUUCAGAAUAUUCUUGAUGAUCAUCUCAAACCUGGAAGAGAGAGCUCUGAUAUCAUCGAUGUGAUGAUCGACAUGAUGAAGAAGCAAGAGACAGAUGGAGGAGACUCUUUCAAGCUCACCACUGAUCAUCUCAAAGGGAUGAUCUCGGACGUAUUUCUAGCAGGAGUUGGAACAAGCUCCACUACAUUGGUAUGGGCGAUGACCGAACUGAUCAGAAACCCGAGAGUGAUGAAGAAAGUGCAAGACGAGAUUCGGACAACAGUUGGGGAUAAAAAGGAGAGAAUCACAGAAGAAGAUCUAAACCAACUUCACUACUUCAAGCUUGUGGUCAAGGAGACAUUCAGGUUACAUCCAGCAGCUCCACUUUUGCUCCCAAGAGAGACAUUGUCUCAUGUCAAGAUCCAAGGCUACGAUAUUCCUGCGAAAACACAGAUCAUGAUCAACGCUUACGCGAUUGCACGUGAUCCAAAACUAUGGACAAACCCUGAUGAGUUUAACCCUGAUAGGUUCCUUGACAGCUCCAUAGAUUACAGAGGACUGAACUUUGAGCUUUUACCGUUUGGAUCUGGUAGGAGGAUAUGUCCAGGGAUGACAAUGGGGAUCGCCAUUGUUGAAUUGGGAUUAUUGAAUUUUCUUUACUUCUUCGAUUGGGGGCUGCCGGAGAAAGAAGAAGCCAAGGAGAUCAUCACCGGAAAUGAAGUUGCUCUUGACCUUUUUCAAGUUUUUCUCCACUGAAUAUAUGGUUUGGUUAUGGAAUGUUUGUACUAUACACUAAGCUUGAUUCUAAAUCAAUAACACUAAAGAUAGUAGACACUAUGGUUAAUCUUCCAUUAUUAUAAAGGGUCGUUCUGAAA